GCUGGUUUGGAUGUGCUGGGAGAGUUACUCAGGAGUAGCUUCUUGCGCCAGGCAUCUUGGAACGGAUUGUGGUGCUUUAGGCUGUUGAGGAUUGCAUCCGAAGACAUGGACGUGCCCAUGGAGACCUGGAAUGGCCUUGGUGCUCAGCUGAUGUCCUUGUGGCUGAACAGAUUUUACAUUUACUCCUGUGCUGCUUUUGGAAUCAGCCUCUGGCUCUGCAUCCAGUUCAUCACAAAAGCCAAAAAGCAGAAUUUAAAGCAUCUCCAGACGUUUUCCACAGUUACUGAAGAUGAUAUUCCAAAAAAACAAAUUGGGGACAUCCAUGUAACAGGGGUGAAAAUUUUCUAUGGCUCUCAGACUGGAACAGCACAGCGGUUUGCAUCCACUCUCGCUGAUGCCGUGUCCUGUCUUAAUAUGCCGGCAGAAGUCAUUGACAUGAGAGAUUAUGACCCAGACGACUCCCUGGCAGACGAGACAACUGGAAAGAAUGUCUGUGUGUUCUUAGUGGCCACGUACACGGACGGGAAGCCAACGGACAACGCUGCGUGGUUCUGCAAGUGGCUGGAAGAGGCUGCAAAUGACUUCAGAGUUGGCAAGAAGUAUCUGAAGGGUUUGCAGUAUGCCGUCUUUGGGCUGGGCAAUUCCUUGUACGCUGACCACUACAACACGGUGGGCCGAAGUAUUGACAGGUGGCUUUGGAUGCUGGGUGCCAGCCGCAUCCUGUCCUGUGCCAAGGGAGACAGCAAUGUUGCUAAGAGCAAGCACGGCAGCAUUGAAGCUGACUUUGAAGCCUGGAAAGCUAAGUUCCUCACCCGGCUCCAGGCCCUUUGCAAAGGGCAGAAGAAACCCUGUAGUGGAAGAUGCAAGAAAGGCAGAUGCAGGUCCAAAAGGAAGGCGAGCCAUGAAACAUCGGACCAAGAGCAAAGGGCCUCGAAGCAAGAGGAGAAGGAGGAGGAAGAAUUGUUUGAAACCACAAGUGAGGAGGAAUCCGGCAGUGAGGAAGGAGACGUUGCAAACCCUGUCGUUGACGUGGAGGAUCUGGGGAAGAUGGUGGGCCACAUGAAGAAAGCCCAGAGAGAGCGUGAACUGGAUGAAGAGGCUUCCCAAAAAGAUGACUCACAGCAGAUCUCCAGGGAGGAUGAGCGGCGCGAGAUGAUCACACCAGCUCUUCGAGAUGCUCUCAUGAAGCAAGGUUACAGGUUGAUCGGGAGCCACUCUGGGGUGAAGCUUUGUCGGUGGACUAAGUCGAUGCUUCGAGGAAGAGGAGGCUGCUACAAACACACCUUUUACGGCAUCGAAAGCCACCGCUGCAUGGAGACCACGCCGAGCUUGGCUUGUGCCAAUAAAUGUGUCUUCUGUUGGAGGCACCAUACCAAUCCUGUGGGCACAGAGUGGCGGUGGAAGAUGGACCAGCCUGACAUGAUCUUGCAGGAGGCUAUUGAGAAUCACCAGAACUUGAUCAAACAAUUUAAAGGUGUUCCAGGAGUGAGGGGCGAUCGCCUGGAAGAAGGGAUGCUUCCCAAGCACUGCGCGCUGUCUCUGGUUGGGGAGCCCAUCAUGUACCCUGAAAUUAACCGAUUCCUAAGGCUUUUGCAUGGCCAUAACAUUUCAAGCUUUCUUGUUACGAAUGCACAGUUCCCAGUGGAGAUAAGGAACCUCGAACCAGUGACUCAGCUGUAUGUCAGUGUGGAUGCCAGCACCAAAGACAGUCUGAAGAAGAUUGAUCGGCCCCUCUUCAAAGACUUCUGGCAGAGGUUCCUGGAGAGCUUAAAGGCUUUGGCUGAGAAGCAACAACGCACCGUCUAUAGGCUAACUCUGGUGAAAGCCUGGAACGUGGAGGAACUUCAGGCUUAUUCUGAGUUGGUGUCUCUUGGCAAACCAGAUUUCAUCGAGGUGAAGGGAGUGACUUACUGUGGGGAGAGUUCAGCAAGCAGCCUGACCAUGGCCAAUGUUCCAUGGCAUGAAGAGGUGGUGCAUUUCGUCCAGGAGUUGGCAGAUCUUCUCCCAGACUAUGAAAUUGCCUGCGAGCACGAGCACUCCAACUGCCUCCUGGUUGCUCACAAGAAGUUCAAGAUUGACGGAGAGUGGCACACCUGGAUCAACUACGAUCGCUUCCAAGAUCUGGUCCAUGAGUAUGAACAGACUGGGGGGGCUGCGACAUUCACUUCAGCCGACUACAUGGCUCAGACUCCCCCCUGGGCAGUGUUUGGGGCCAGGGAACGGGGCUUUGACCCACAGGACACGAGAUUUCAACGAAAGAACAAGACAAAGGACAUCUCAGGGUGCUGACAUCUUAAGAAAUGAGCUCUUUGGACCUGUUCUUGAUAGAUUCUGGGAGUGCCUUGACAGCCACAGGGGAAAUGAAUGUGGUUUUGUUUCUUUCUGUCUCUGCUUGCAAACGCUGAUUUUUUUUAACUUAUUUUUUAAUCUACCCCAAAGAGACUGAUGAGUAACAUAUUUUUUGAAAGGCCAGGGGCGACAGAUUUUGUCAUUCUUAAAGCAACUAAAUCUUUGCGCUUCUGGUUGCCUUUGACGACUACCGCUGCUCGUUCUGUUCGCUGCACUGUUGCAGUUGAAGAGUCUUUUUUGAAUGGGGACAAGUUUUCGCCACGUAGUCAGUCGCCAGUGUUCUUUGGGGUCUGUGAGUGUCCGAUUCACACAGGCAUCCUGGGGUUUUGGGGGGGGGUGUCUCUACCCCUUAAUGUUUCCCAGUUGCCAUGUCCUAAGAUGGCUGACACACCUCAAAAUGAAGCUAGAAUUUUGGAGGAAGAUGCCGUUGCAGUAGAAAAUAAGCACUACUUGCACACCCCUCUUGGACCUGUGUCCAUGGUUCCUCUGGAUGGAGACCUGUAUUGAGACUAGUACUGGUUGCACCUAGCUUAGUUUAGCCAUUACACCCACUGCAGAUCUUGAGAAAGUUUGGCAGUUUCUGGCCCAACAUAGCUCAACAAACUCCAGAUGUGUCCCCCCCCCGCCCCAUUUUUUAAACUUGACUCGGCCCCUGAAAGGUGUAAAUUUGAACAUUGUCAACUUCUAAAGGCCUGCCAUAGUUAAAACCAGUAUAACUACCAGGGAUCGUUUGCUUACCAGCUUUGGAAUUCUGGGAAUUGAAGUUUGGUGAGUCUGUGGCUUUAUGAAAACAAAGUGUUAACACAGUGUUAUGAAAAUGUUAACACGAUUAACAUUUUCAUAAUACUGUGGGGCAUGCUAGGCUCCUUGUAACAAGGCCGUGCAGCUUUGGUUUGUAUUUCGGAGAAGCCAGAAGCAUCAGAGGGAAAGAAUCCAAGGUCCCCUACCUGAGUCAAUGUAAAGUUUGACCAUCCUCAGCAUUUCCAGCGUCUGGCAUCGUUGGCACAUUUAGAUGGAUGUUGCACAUUCUUUGGGAAUGGAGGCUGAAUAUUUUUUAGUUCAUUUGCCCAACAUACCAAUUGUCCACAGGGUUUGAUCAAAGAGAUGCCUAAUUUAUUUAGAGCCACUUAUAAUUAGAACGGGACUACUUCAUUUUCUACUCACAUCCAUGGUUGCAGUCCUGCCGCCGCCAUGGGCCUACAUGAAGAAGAGAGUUGGAGAUAUUUUGCAUAUAUUUCCUGCACCUGCUCUUUUCUGUGGAAAAGUAGCUUGCCCUUUCCACACGUGGCAGUGAAAAUAGGGGAAAGGCCUCCACCUGAACACAGCUUCUUCUCCCCUUCUGCACAGAUCAUUAGCUAGGAUUGGAGCUUGUAUCAUUUGUAUUUUUAAAAUUAAAAAAACCCUGGAUGUAAGAAUGUAACAUCACUAUUCUGGAUUGAA
Eublepharis macularius is the source of this 3789-nucleotide messenger RNA. Its product is annotated as S-adenosyl-L-methionine-dependent tRNA 4-demethylwyosine synthase TYW1-like. The coding region runs from base 106 to 2289 and encodes 727 amino acids. The record is from RefSeq and is a predicted model, not a curated record. Lineage: Eukaryota; Metazoa; Chordata; Lepidosauria; Squamata; Eublepharidae. The transcript has 16 exons. Gene Ontology annotation, biological process: wybutosine biosynthetic process. Gene Ontology annotation, molecular function: FMN binding; 4 iron, 4 sulfur cluster binding; catalytic activity.